AUGAACCACCUCCUUAUGUUUGCUGUGCUGCUCACUGCUGGUGAUUUUGACACCCACGGGGUGGAAGAAAAUGGCGAACAAAUGCUUAAAGAUGUGGUUAAAAUAGAUGGCAGUAUCUUUAAAUCGUACGGUUGCUACUGUGGAGUUGACGACAUCGGUCACGGUGAUCCCAAGGAUUAUAUUGAUGUAUGUUGUCAGAUCCGUAACUGCUGCUACAGAUCUCUAAAGGCUUACCUGUGUGACGCCAAAACGACGAGCUACAACUACACUUAUGACAGCGAAGGUGUCGAAUGCUAUGUGGCAAACCAUUCCUCGUGGUGUAAAACACGCACCUGUAUGUGCGACAGAUAUUAUGUGAUCUGCCUACUGGAUUCCCAUGGUUUAUUCAACCCGGACUUUAUUCCCUUGGGGAGAAGGGACUGCUCGGACGCCCCUCCACGCUGCUGA
Messenger RNA from Euleptes europaea (tarantolino), 447 nucleotides. RefSeq names its product phospholipase A2, membrane associated-like. NCBI's taxonomy places the organism in Eukaryota, Metazoa, Chordata, Lepidosauria, Squamata, Sphaerodactylidae. The record is from RefSeq and is a predicted model, not a curated record. Gene Ontology annotation, molecular function: calcium ion binding; phospholipid binding. Gene Ontology annotation, biological process: phospholipid metabolic process; lipid catabolic process; negative regulation of T cell proliferation. Bases 1 to 447 code for a protein of 148 amino acids. The transcript is spliced from 4 exons.